Messenger RNA from Amoebophrya sp. A25, 3143 nucleotides. NCBI's taxonomy places the organism in Eukaryota, Dinophyceae, Syndiniales, Amoebophryaceae. The record is from the annotation of a GenBank genome assembly.
GCUCAAAAGAUCAUCCUUGAAGAUCAAAUGCCUGGAUUUGGCGAUGGUGGUCCUCUUUGAGAUUUUUGUACUUAUGACGAUUAUUAUACAACCUUGUAAAUUCGCUCUCGUUUUCGAUUUCAAUACACACAGGAUGCUGAAGUAAAUUUGGAUGGUGUAGUUGAACUUGUAGCGCGUGAAGAUAGUGUUCUUGUUGAGUAAGCAUUCUUUUCAUCUCCGCAUCGACUUCCGAGCACACCGUAAUUCGAAUUCAAAUCUUCACUUCACCUAGAGGAGAAAAAUGUCGUUAGCUGAUCUGAUCGGCGGCCAGGGUGUUGAGGCUGCUGAGGAGAGCGGCCUCGCUGGUCUCUUCAGGAGCACUGGGACUGCGACCUCUUCGAGUACGAGCUCCACAGCAGCGAAAAAGGAGGAUGCGUCUACCAAACAAGAUAGCAAAAAACGAACGCGACAAGAUGAAGAGGAAAAGAUUGCGUCGAGAUUAUCCAGUACAUCUAAAACACGACUAAAGAAAACCAAGACGUCUUCUGGAUCCAAAGCAGGUGCAGCGGAAUCGGGAGCUGCCGAGGCGACCCCAUCAUUCUCCUCUUCUUCCGGGAAAAAAAGCAAAAAUGAAGGCGGAGAGGAAGCGGCGCUUAUCUCCAAGGAGGAGGAAAACUUGGUCCAAUUGCAGAAUGCAUUAGCUGCAGCGCGUGCCCUCAGAACAAAUCAGACGAAGGGACCAAGCAUCGCUGCCUCGACACUUCUCGGUGAAGCCGUACUAAAUCCGAAGAAGGACGCGCUAUUGGAAAAAGGCGCUGCCGCAGAGAAAAAAGCUCAGAAGGCGAUGAAGACGAGUCAACAGACGGGUGAACUGACACCAGCUGAGUUGCAGGAGAAGGAAAAGAGAACGAUGUUUAUUGGAAAUGUACUACUUAUUGUUCCUGCUCCUGGUUUUAAUGGCGUUAUUGCUUAGUUUGCUGCGAACAAGGUUAAGGAGUUACUCAAAGAACGCAUAAAAUUUUAGGAAACGAAAACAUCACCGACCACCUGGGUUCAGAACUUUUAGUUAAUAUUUAUAGAAGUAGGUCUCGUAAGAACCAUGAGAGAGGUAAUUCAGGACCACUUAGAAGCAAUUUUCUACGGCGGAGAGGAUAUCCAAAUAAUCCCGUCUCCCAAUUCCCUUAGGUUCCGCUCGCUUGGUCUACCCAGGAGCUCAAGCGAUUUGUCUGCGAAAAAAUGCGGUCCCACAAGAUCAAAACCGAGGUCCCCCUAACCGAUCUGCAUAUCACCGAAAGAAAUGGAAUACCUGUCUGCGUACGCUCAAACUCUCACCUUGAAGACAUCGUACUCACUGUGGACGGCAACAGCGUUUGCAAAGAGACUGGUCCAUCUUCUGAAGAAGCGGGAAGAAACAUCUCCGCAUUAGCGGAGAAGCUGAAGAAGACGGUGAAGGGAAAUAGUAGCGCACUUUCUGUUGAGACUGUGGCCACCGCUUCUACUGAAGCCACUACCACACCAACUACAACCUGCACCAUCGAGCUCGACUGCACUCUCCGAAUUCAGUCUUUGCGUUUUCGCUCCUUACCUGUGGAGGCGAAGUUUGUAAACAACAGAAGAGCUGCUUAUGCAACGGGUUGUUAUGCAGAGCAUGGAAAGAAUAAGAACGCAUAUGUGGUAUUGCGAGAAGAGUGCAAGGACUUGCUACCAGAACUAGUGUCGAGACUCCAGGGUUGUAUGGCAGAUGAAGAGCACAGAAUUUUGGCUGAUUUUGUAGUACAGCCGACGACUUCUAAGAGUGCUGUAGCUGUUGGACCUAAAGCGAGCGGCAAAGAUGCUGCAGACGACAAAGAAGAGAACGCAGACGGAAGUACUUCUAAGAAAAACAAGAAGCAGAGGAAAGCCGAGAAGAAGGCCGCGAAGAGAGAAGGAGCAAAGGCAGGUGGUGAAGAGUCUGGAGGAAAAGAUGUUGAAGAAGAACAACAAGAAGCACAGAAGAUGAAUGCUUCAGCCUCAGCUUUCAGCAGAAAGAAGUCCGUCUUCGUUGGCAAUCUACCGGUUACAGCAACAGAAAACGACUUAGAGUUGAAGGUCGCUAAAUUCGGCAUGGUUCGAAAGGUGAGAAUCGUACGAGAUGCUGCGACACAUUUUUCCAAAGGAUUCGGAUUCGUCGAGUUCGAGGACCGCACGAGCGCGACAUCCUUGGUCAAAUCGAAAGAGGAGAUCCGAUUAGCGAAUAGUUCUAGUGUGUUGGGAGGUGCAGGCGGAAAAGGUAUUGGUGCAGUACAUCACAUCGGAGAUGAUAGUGGUGUUGAAGGAGGCGAAGCAGGAGAUGGUCGUAUCUUGCGAUUUUCUAAGGUGCUAGGAGAAGAGGAAUUGGCUGCGCAGAAAGCUGAAAAAGAACCAGAAAUGAGCUUGGGGAAGCGGGUAAAGCAAUGCACGAAGAAGAAGGCCUUGAAAACCUUGACGAAUCAAGAACGCAGACGCCUAACGCGAUCUAAAAAGUGGUUGAAAUCACAGAAAGAUAAGGCUAAACAAGCAACUUCAGCUAUGCAAGAGGGAGAAGCUGGCGGAAAGAGUAAGGCUAAAGGUAGUGGAAAGAAAGGUAAGGGAGGCGGAAAAAAUCUAAAACUCUCGUCUGGUGGCAAGUCUGGUGGUGCUGGUAAGGGUAACAAAGGAGGAGGAAAGAAGGGCGGCGUGCGAAAGAAGUGAUCGGGGACAGACUAGGACUACCAGAUUCGCCAAAUCUAAAUCUAGUCUCCCCAAAGCUAUACAUCAAGCUUGUUUAGAUUAUUGCACUUGCAGCUUUCGUCCAAUUUCACAUUUAGCGUAACAACUACGAUUCGGUAUUAGGAACACCAUCAAAAUCCAAAAUUUUAGAAUGUAAAUGAAAACGACCUAAUUUCGCAUAUACAACGAAGCUGAUUACUGGUGACUUAAUUGACCUUGUUGCUUGUAAGCACGCGUGGCUCACUACAAUUCGAACUCCCUAGUCGAAGUGUUUGAUCCAAAGAUUCUUUAUUAAUCUUUUGCCCUCAGCUUUGCGCCCAUUCUUGACUGUGCUCCAUGUUCUAAAUGUGUGUCAAAGCAAGGGUUUUUCUUCUGCCGUGGUGACCAAUUCGAAUGACCUAAAGAUCCAACGCAGCCUAAAUACAAGUUCUCUUGAC